AUGACGGAGUCCUCCGGGCCACCUCAAACGGGAUACGAGACAUUGUAUUCGCGACGAGUUCGUGAUCGUAUCGCAGCCUCCUCAAAACCGGCGAAAGUGAGCGUGAACAUUAAUGUUUCGAAGAAACAUGCAGCCAUCCUGAGUCCGAAGGUGUUUAAGGCCAAGCAUAUUCACCCUUAUAAAACUGUGAGUACGAACAAACGAAAACUAACAACUACCACUAACGAGGGAUCAGCAACACCACUCAGAAAAGACCCCCUGGCCAAAAAUUUUACAAAAAAAAGUUCGGAGAAUGAACUUUAUCAAAUGAGAGACACCCAAACUAAUACUCAGACAUCCGAACAGACUGCUGAGAGCGUAAGUAACAGCAUAAGCCAAGCAGGAGCCGAUCCUAACACAAAUCGUUCCCAAAAAAGCUUGGAGAAAAUUCAAGAAACUUUGGAGAAACCUCGUCCGAACCAAAAAAGCUUGGAGAAUAUUCUACAAACUUCGGAGAAAACUCGAAAAAGUUUGGAGAAAGCUUACGACGCCCUUACAGAGCCUGAAGACUCAUAUGAUUCGAUCGAUAGAGACGAAAAUUCAAGUGUAAAAUCAAAUAGUUCACUAGACGAAAGUCAAGAGAACACUGACUAUGUGAUCAGGUCCGACCCGAAUGAAAGUUUGGAGAACCUAAUAAACACUCUUGAGGACUCUUCGGACGGGCUUAAAAGCCCAGAAAAUGGUAGUAAGACCGUUCUAGAGAUGGACGAAGAUAGUACAGGGGAAGGAACCCCGGACACGAUCAAAAAAUCCACCCAUUUUUCGAAUUCUGGAAAGUUUGUAGAAAAUCUUGAAAAUUUCAAAUCGGCCUACAACACUCUACCACUGCCAAGCAAAGUUUAUGCGAGAACACUAAACUUUCUCAAUAAUACCGAGUGA
Messenger RNA from Psylliodes chrysocephalus, 918 nucleotides. NCBI's taxonomy places the organism in Eukaryota, Metazoa, Arthropoda, Insecta, Coleoptera, Chrysomelidae. The record is from the annotation of a GenBank genome assembly.